AGCCCCGCCUGCCCAUGCCAGGCUAUAAGGGAGGAGGAAGAGGAUGCUCCAAACACCAGACCAGAGCACUGAGGGCAGCCAGAGCCUGAGAAGUAGCGCCAUGGCUCAACCCAAAGGCACAGUGGUCCUUGCCUACAGUGGUGGCCUUGACACCUCCUGCAUCCUGGUGUGGCUGAAGGAGCAGGGCUACAAUGUCAUCACCUACCUGGCUAAUAUUGGUCAGAAGGAAGAUUUUGAGGCAGCACGAAAGAAAGCACUGGCCCUGGGGGCCAAGAAGGUUUUCAUUGAGGACAUCAGCAGGGAGUUUGUGGAGGAUUUUAUCUGGCCAGCAGUUCAGGCCAAUGCUCUCUAUGAGGACCGGUACCUGCUGGGCACAGCCCUGGCACGGCCCUGCAUCGCCCAACACCUGGUGGAGAUUGCCCGGAGGGAAGGAGCCCAGUACGUAGCCCACGGGGCCACUGGAAAGGGCAACGACCAGGUUCGGUUCGAGCUCACCUGCUAUGCCCUCUGUCCUAACAUCAAGGUCAUUGCACCGUGGAGACUGCCAGAGUUUUACCAGCGCUUCCCUGGGCGCCGUGAGCUGAUGGAUUAUGCCAAGAAACAUGGGAUCCCAGUGCCUGUGACACCACAGAUGCCCUGGAGCAUGGAUGAAAACCUCAUGCACAUCAGCUACGAAGCCGGGAUCCUGGAGAACCCCAAGAAUCAGGCCCCUCCUGGGCUCUACACCAAGACCUGUGAUCCAGCCACCUCUCCCAACACCCCAGACGUGCUGGAAAUUAAAUUUGAGCAGGGUGUCCCCGUGAAGGUCACCAAUGCCGGGGAUGGAGCCUCUCGUUGCUCGGCCCUGGAGCUCUUCACCUACCUGAAUGACAUCGCGGGCAAGCACGGCGUCGGGCGCAUCGACAUCGUGGAGAACCGGUUCGUGGGGAUGAAGUCCAGAGGUAUCUAUGAGACCCCAGCAGGGACGAUCCUACACCAGGCACAUUUAGACAUCGAGACCUUCACCAUGGACAGGGAAGUUCGGAAAAUCAAGCAGGGACUUGCCUUGAAAUUCUCUGAGCUGGUGUACAAUGGUUUCUGGCACAGCCCUGAGUGUGAAUUCCUGAGGCAGUGCAUCCAGAGCUCCCAGGAAAACGUGGAGGGCACUGUGAGACUCUCUGUCUUCAAGGGCCAGGUCUACAUCCUGGGCAGGGAGUCCCCAAGGUCUCUGUACAAUGAGGAGCUGGUGAGCAUGAACGUGCAAGGGGACUACGAGCCCGCCGAUGCCACCGGCUUCAUCAACAUCAACUCCCUCAGGCUGAAGGAAUAUCAUCGUCUCCAGAGCAAGGUCACCCUAAAGCAGGCUGAAUAGCAAUCAAUCCCAGGCCCGGCCUCCUGCUCCCCUUUCUAAUUCCUCUUAAGGACUGGCGCUAAUUGUGGUGGUAAUUUGUAAUUGUAACUCCCGGAGUCACAAAGGCAGAGGUGAUGCCUUUGUUACCGGCCAGAGAAACGCAAUCAUUCAAAAUACAGAUUAAAAUAAAAAAAAAAAAAAUAAAUUAAAAGGUGGUUGGCCAGAGAAGUGGGG
Calypte anna (Anna's hummingbird) is the source of this 1564-nucleotide messenger RNA. It is a transcript of the gene ASS1, whose product is annotated as argininosuccinate synthase 1. Gene Ontology annotation, molecular function: argininosuccinate synthase activity; ATP binding. NCBI's taxonomy places the organism in Eukaryota, Metazoa, Chordata, Aves, Apodiformes, Trochilidae. Gene Ontology annotation, cellular component: cytoplasm. Gene Ontology annotation, biological process: L-arginine biosynthetic process; urea cycle. The coding region runs from base 44 to 1351 and encodes 435 amino acids. The record is from RefSeq and is a predicted model, not a curated record. The transcript is spliced from 15 exons.